Messenger RNA from Daldinia decipiens, 2258 nucleotides. RefSeq names its product glycoside hydrolase family 16 protein. Gene Ontology annotation, biological process: glucan catabolic process. NCBI's taxonomy places the organism in Eukaryota, Fungi, Ascomycota, Sordariomycetes, Xylariales, Hypoxylaceae. The coding region runs from base 1 to 1998 and encodes 665 amino acids. The record is from RefSeq and is a predicted model, not a curated record. The transcript has 4 exons. Gene Ontology annotation, molecular function: hydrolase activity, hydrolyzing O-glycosyl compounds.
AUGGGCAACGUCGUCCUUUCAUCGAAACCCAUAGCAAUGGCUUCGUCACUCCUUAAAACUGUCGGCGCUGCUGCUGUUGCCAUAGCUGCCAAUACGGGCGCUACCAAAUCGUAUCAGGUUUCCGAAGUUUACAACUCGACUAAUUUCUUUGAUAAGUUCAAUUUCUUCAGCGGGACUGACCCCAACGGCGGUUACGUCCAGUACCAAACCCAGGCCAACGCGCAGGACCUUGGCUUGGUUAAGACCCAGGAUGAUGAGGUAUACGUUGGUGUAGAUAUUGCUGGCAGUUACCAAGCUACAGGUGCUGGGCGAAAGAGUGUUAGGUUGGAAAGUAAAAACGUUUACAACAAGGGUUUAAUCAUUGCCGAAUUUACUCACCUGCCUAAGCCCGUUUGUGGUUCGUGGCCCGCAUUCUGGUUCUUUGGUGACCCGUGGCCAACUAAGGGUGAAAUCGAUCUCUAUGAGAACUGGAACGAUCUUAACUUCAACCGCCACACCUCCCAUGUUGAUAAGCCUGAUGUCGUCGGGGACUGCACACUUGUUGCAAGUGACAUGACAGCGAAGAUCGACUCCCCCAACUGCUACGACUUCGCUGACGGACAAGCGAACUUCCAAGGUUGUUCCGCUUCCGAGAUUUCUUCUACCUUCGGGUCCCCCUCCGGAGGUAUCUUCGCGUUGGAAUGGACGGAUGAUUUCCUUAAGAUUUGGGAUUGGCCCCGCGACGGCGCUCCCAAGGACAUUUCAAGCGGCCAGCCGGCUCCCGGUUCUGCAUGGGGCCAGCCAUCUUAUGUGAUCAGCAAGUGUAACGUCGACAAGGCAUUCAAGGAUAUGAAGAUGGUUUUGAACGUUAACUUCUGUGGUGUCGCUGGCCAGACUGGUCAGUGGGACACUAGCUGCAAGGCUACAACUGGAUUUGGCACCUGCAAUGAGUAUGUCGCCGCGAAGGGCGGAGACUUCGAAUCCUCCAACUUCAAGGUGAAAGAUAUCAAGGUCUACGAGCUUAAGGAGGGUCAAGCCCAAGUUUCGACCUCGUCAACGGCAUCUAGCCCGUCUAGCACAUCUGCCGCACCUAGCUCCGCUACCUCGGUGUCCACCGAGUCUACUACCGCCUCCGUGUCGACCCAAUCCGACGGCCCUGGCGCGUCUGUAACGACGACUUCCUCUGCCUCGCAAAACACGGCAACAUCAACCGCUUCCGAGGACGACGAUUCCUGUACCGAUGAGAAUGGGGAAACCUCAAGUUCGUCUGUUGUCUCGCCCACCGUGAGCGUGUCGGUCACUACUACCGAGCAGGAGAUGACCACCUCAACCAUUUAUUCAACUGAUAUCCACACCGUCACAUCGUGUGCCUCAACAGUGACCGACUGCCCCGCGGGCAGUUACGUCACUACCAAGAUUAUUUCAGUCGGAACCACUGUUUGCCCUGUGACCAAAUCGGAAGGCUCCAAGACUGAGCCAACGCCAACUUCAAGUGCACCCGCUGAGUACACCACCAGCGUAGUUGAGGUGACGAAUACAUACACGGUUACCUCUUGCGCGGCCACUGUCACCAACUGCCCCGUUGGUGCCGUCACUAGCGAAGUUACCCUCACGACGACUGUGUGUCCUGUGAGCAAGGAAAGCCCAAGCGCCACCCCUAGCUCAAGCAAACCUGCCGAGACACCUGGCACAAUCAGCAAGCCGGCUGAGAGCACGGCAACGGAAACGGGCGUAGUUUCGACCCCGAGCCCUACAACGGCCAGCAGCAGCGGAAGCACCACCAUCACCAACGGCGGGUCCUACGUCGUCGUGACGCCAACCGUAGUUCUCUCCAGCAGCAUCAACCUAGGUUACAACGGAACAAUAACGACAUCAUUCACGACUCCCGGCGGUGCGGCGUCGACUGGGGCUGCCGGUUGCAAGGGAGCUAACUGCGUCGUGCCUGUUGCUGGUAGUGUUAAGACAAGCGUGAGCUUUACGCUUAUGGGUGUAGCAGCAUUCUUCUUCCUUGCGCUAUAGAUAUAUUUCUACGGAAGAUAUUAAGGACUGGGAUCCUAUGAGAUAAUAUUGUAGAUUCUUUUUUUCUGGGGUUAUGUAUGAAUUGGAGGGGUAUAAAAGGCUUCCUGGUUAUCCUGGAUAAUGUUUUAACUGGGUUAUUAUAUAUCAUACUAUUAUCUGAUUUGCUAUUUGAACUUUUACCUGUUGAUUGGCCAUGUAUCCUCAUGUGUUGUGAUGUUGUAGGUCGAUAGUAUUAUUAUGUAGAGUUGGACAUAGGUCCA